AUGGCGCGGGCGACAGAGUACGUCGAGGGCGUGGGCCGACGGGCGAGGUGGCCAAGCGCCGCAGGCAUGGUCAAGAGCACACUGUUGAUGAGCAAGCGGUACUGCAAUGCCGUCGGCAAGGAGGCCAUCAAGCCCACAACGCCCACACUUAGGACGCAGCGGCGUCGGUCUUCUCGCUACAGUCGCAUUCCGGGCGGCACUGGCCGAGAUGUGGGCAGUUGGUGGCGUAGGAGGCGGAGGGUGGACGUCGGUGGGCUGCGAGCGACGCGGUAG
Messenger RNA from Miscanthus lutarioriparius, 273 nucleotides. Lineage: Eukaryota; Viridiplantae; Streptophyta; Magnoliopsida; Poales; Poaceae. The record is from the annotation of a GenBank genome assembly.